GAAAGCAGUGGACCAUGGUUAAGGUAACCAGGGUUAGCCAAUCUGUCCUGCGCAUGCGCAGUGGAUGAAAAUACUUCGCGGGGUUUGCUGUUGACCUGCUGUCAGACAGGUUCACUACAUGAUUACACACAUUUAACAUCACGUCUUUUUGAAGACAGCAGAGGCCAAGCAGCAGUAAAGCUGUUCCUCUGAAGAAAACAUGGCACCGGGGCUGUGUCAGUUGGAGAAAGUCAUUGAUGAGGCGUUAAAGAGCGGGGAUGUCCAAGCACUGGAUGUAUUCUUGCAAAGCAACAUAUAUGAAGAGACCCCCAUGAAAUGUUCCCAACAGUUUCUCACCAAAUUGGAUAAACUUGUCAGCAGGGGUUUGGAUCAUAAGGAUUCCAAGUCAGCUGGUUUGGGUCUCGCGGUCCUCUACAAGUCUGGGAAAAACCUGCAACUGCCUGGUGUUUGUCAAGGACUGUCAGGAAUAACAAGUCAAGUCCUCAAAAAGAUGGUGCAGUGGUUUGAGAAAUGCAGGCAACUGUGGAUCCAGUGUGGCCCGCAGUGGGAUGAGACCUUGUUCAACCUCUCUGAGGACUUCCUUGAUGCCUUAAUGGCAAUUCAUGAAGCAAGCAAAGAGGGAACGUGCAAAAUCACAGAGUCCUUCAUGUAUCCUGUUGGUCAAUUGACAGUAGACCCCAGAAUCUACAUCCUGAUCCAAAAAGAGGCAAUUCGUAAAUUUAACUUAAUUCUGGACAAAAUCCCAGCGGAGUUUAAGAAAGAGAGGAAGAUCCUAACAUCACAGGAGGCCUCAGAUAUCAUGGUCAAGCUGGCUGGUCAGAUAUUGAAGGGUGGUGAUUACGACUUGCAGACGGCUCUGAUGGAGGCAUUGUGCAGAAUGGCCACUCCUGAGCAGAGGAAGGAGCUGGCAGAUCGAUGGUUCAGCAUGGAGCAUGUGGCCACUGCCUUUGCCAAGAUACGUGACUCUGAGUUUGAGACGGAUUGUCGCAAGUUUCUGAACUUGGUGAAUGGGAUGCAGGGAGACAGGAGAAGAGUGUAUUCCUAUCCUUGUUUGGAGGUUUAUCUGGACAAGCAUGAGCUGCUGAUGCCCGCCGAUGAGAAGCUGGAAGAGUUUUGGAUCGACUUCAACCUCGACAGCCACAGCAUCUCCUUUUACUUCUCUUUGUCUGAUGAAGAAGCACAGGAGGGCCAGUGGGAAACAUUAUGCAUCAAUGAGAAUGAAGUCCAAAGCUACACUGUUACAGAGGAGGGCAAGAGGCAAGUUUUGCAGUUAAAGUUGUCAGAGUUGGUGGUCGUGGGUGCGGUGGAAGGAUCAAGUCUUACCAUCCACUUCAGCUCCUCCCUGGACGUCCUGCAGGCUGCUCGUACAGUCUAUGGACCCAGCAAAAACAAAGUCUUUGUGGGGAAGACGGGCACAUCUGUAGUGAAGACUACAGUUAAAAUUACAAUGGAGGACAACAUCUCUCAGGUUGUUCCAGAGAGUCAGACGUCCGUUGGUGAAAGUGAGAAAAAUGCUGCCUCCCAUCUUUUACCUGUCCCGUCUGCACCUGUACAGAUGGUGACCCCGACCGCGAUGAGGAUUUCAGAGUCCGCCACCUUCAUCAGCAGCAGUGCAGGAGGAAGUGUGCAUUGUGCCAAUUCCCUCUCUGCCGUUAUGUCAUCAAACACUUCAGUCAAGCGUAAGGGGAAGCCAUCCCUGGAGAUGGUUCGUUCAUGUGAUAGACAAGCUGAACUUUACCUGGAAGAGUUAAGGACAACUGCUAAGUUCUGCAGUAAUGGCACAACACCUAACAGCACAAUAGCAGGUGGCAUGACAGAGCAGAGUGCUAAGUCUCUGCAGAGCUCGGCUUCCAAACUGUCUAGUAAGAACAAGCCUGACAAACACAAAAAGAACAUACCAGUGGCAAAAGCAGUAGAUAUGGUUCUAGCUGGACAGGGAGAAGAACAGUCUCUGGAGCCUAGUUUUGUCCCUGACACCCAACCCAGAACUGAGAGAAACAUAUAUUUUAACUGGAACAAACUGUCCGUUUCUGAAAUGCUAAUGAUGCCCACACAGAACAUGUCAAAUUCUCUGUCAAGAUCUGAGUCUCGUUCAAGUUUGGCACCGCAGCAGGAGCGCCCGUCCUCAACACAGAGAGCGUCAGUUCCAGGCUCAAUCAGCCAAAAGCAGCUCCACACCGAACUCACCCAGCGCCUGCAGCAGGUCCUCAGUGAGAGCAACCAAGAUCCUGCACCCCAGAAGAAAAUGUCUAAAGGCAAAAGCUCUGAGCAGCAGGCCCAGGGAAAUGGCCCGACCAAAGGGAAGAGCAAACGCCAGAUAUCACUGGAGGCAGAUGCCGCUCCAGUCAAAGCUCCAGCCAAAGCAUCAGCCAAGGCUUCCACAACCAAAGCUCUGCAGAAGAGAGUACCACCCAAUGCUAAGGUUGAAACUGAUAUGACCCUUCGAAGCAAAGAGAAGAGAGAUUCAGAGGUUGCAGGCAGCAUGGUGAAGCUCAUCUCCAGCCAUUAUGAGAUUAACACCAAAUCCACAGCGAAAGAUACCGCAGGCAUUAUCCCUAAGAACUGGAUUCAUCCUCUCGUCGACAGGCCUGUCUUCAAUAUGAGCUGGUUAUCAACUGCUAACAGAGAAGUAUCGGGAGCUGUAAGCCUAGUGAAAUCUCACAUCAAAACCACAACAAACUCUACGAGACAGAGAAAAGAUAUCUUUGCAUUCGACAUUGAUACACCAUUGAGUAUCGGGGGAAAGAAAAAAACCUUCACUAACACUUCUGCCAUAUCAAGCAGCAGCAUCCAUGACUCCUCAGCACUCCUCAGCACAACCAAGAAAGGACAACCUGUGGCAAAAGAGAAGAGGCAUGUGAAGAAGCAUCUGUUCAGUGACACAGACUAUUCCACGACAGAUGUCAGCUGGCUGAGGGAAUCUAGCAGGAAACCCAAACCCCAAAUUGUCAAAUACCCCAGGCAGGCGCCCGUCAAGCCCAAAGCUGUGUCACCUCAUACUUCAUAUGAAUCCCCAGAUUUACACCCACCCUAUCAAAAACCUGUAAAGGGCAAUACCAAACCCAAUAAGAAGAAGCCUGAAGUGAAGGAGAGAGUGGAGCAACCAAAGAAGACAGUGAAGCCGGCAGCAGCACCCAGUAGACGACAUGCAGCAGGCAGGAGGUCCCAGAGAACUGCAGUCGUCUCUACCAAGAGCUACAGGGACCCAGAUACUGAUAACAGCCAGUCAGAGUCAGAGAAGCCUCCUGAUCCCAAGGAGAAGCCAUAUGUGAAGAAACCUCUGUUUAGUGACACAGACUAUUCCACAACAGAUGUCAGCUGGCUGAGGGAAUCUAGCAGGAAACCCCAGAUUAUCAAAUACCCCAGGCAGGCGCCCGUCAAGCCCAAAGCUGUGUCACCUCAUACUUCAUAUGAAUCCCCAGAUUUACACCCACCCUAUCAAAAACCUGUAAAGGGCAAUACCAAACCCAAUAAGAAGAAGCCUGAAGUGGAGGAGAGAGUGGAGCAGCCAAAGAAGACGGCGAAGCCGGCAGCACCCAAUAGACCACAUGCAGCAGGCAGGAGGCCCCAGAGAACUGCAGCCAUCUCUACCAAAUGCUACAGGGACCCAGACACUGAUAACAGCCAGUCAGAGUCAGAGAAGCUUCCUGAUCCCGAGCACUCCUCCGCUAAUCAUCUGGAGAAUGCUCAGGAGGCUGCUCAAGUGACAAAGAAAAAGACUGUCAGAAAACAACCAUCCAAAAGCUAUGUGAAGCCAGAGAGCAGCCAGUCGGAGUCGGAGUCGGAGACAGAGCAGCCACCCACCUCCAAGAAACAUUUUGCAGGCCAGCAGGGGAAGAGAGAGAAGACCCGUUUAGAGGUUCCAGAGGUAAAGAAGAGAAAAAGCAUCUCCUCUGAGAAAACCACAGAAACAUCCAGGAGACUGGACCGCAACAACCAGUCUGAUCUAAUAAAGCCAUCUGGUCUCAAGCAGCAGAGGCCUGAGAAUGUUCUUCCAGAAACUUCAAAGUUAAAUAAGAAAAAUGCCCAAGAACAGAUGAAUGGAUUGAAGGAUUCCUGGGCUGCCCGACAGACCUCUUUCUGUCCAUCCCCUCCUUUCAUCGAGAGGAUGAGAUCUGCCGAGAGGUCAGCCCCAACCUUGGGUUUGACCUGCUCCCCUCUCCUCACCCCGCGGGGAUCCCUACUCCCUGCCUCCCCCGACCCUCCCUGCAAAGACACCCCCUCGCCAAUCCUGCUGCUACCCAAACCUCGCUCCGCAGCCAGCAGCAAAGGACACUUCAGGCCCUCCUCUUUCUACAGUGCAGAGAAGAAGCACGGCUCAUCCAAGACUCAAUCCAUCCAGUCUGUAGCCUCUCUCCCUUCAUUGAUCCCUGCACCCGGUGCUCCCACUGGACCCAGUGCAGCAGAGAUAAGUCCAAUCCAGCAGCGUCUACCCUCAGCAACUCAGUCUCCUUUGUCUCUGUCCGCUCGACCCCUGUUGACAUCCACACUCCUCGAGCUGGACAAGCCGUCCAUGCCCUCUCCUCCUGAGUCUCCGUUCCCUGAAGACACCGUCAACCAUGGAAGCCGUUAUGGCUAUAGUAAAGUGUCUUCAGCAUCCUGGGUUUCACUGAGCCCGUCAUCCACUAAGGACAGUCCCACUGCUGCUCUUAAAACAGAGAAAACACCAUCUUCAGGCCGAGACCUUUUCUCAGGACCCAGUCGCAAGCGCCACAUCUCCUCAUCCAGUAAUUCUGAGGAAGAUGAGAAAGAAGAGAGGAAGAAAAGCAAGAUGAGAUGGCUGCGUUCUCCUCGGAUGAAACCAAGGAAGUUGUUCAAGUCCUUUGCUAAUGUGCCUGCUGAGGCUGAUGUGAGCCGCGUGAUGUCUUCUUCCCACACAAUGAGCUCCAGUCACUGGGAGGCUGAAGUGGAGGACGGAGACAUGGACACGGAUGAGGAUUUCAAGCUGCCAAAAAUUGAUGUAAACCCGAGUAACCUGUGCCAGCAGUUCAGCUCAGAGCUGAAGAAGAAGUUCCAGAACCGUUAUAGCAUGGUGGAGGUUUUCAGCAAGCAAUCUUUGAAGACCGCCCAGCAACACGUCUCCUCCUUCAACACGCAAGUUACCAAACACAGAACUCAGAAGCUUGAACAGGUUCGGAAGGUCCUCUUAGAAGAGAUCCACCAACUGGAGCAGGACGACACUGUGCUUAAAAACAUGGAGAAAGACCUGACUACGUACUGGAAAAAGCAGACCGUGUCUUUCCAUUCUUACCGGGAGCGAGGAACCGUGAGAAACGAGGCCCUGAAGAAAGCCCUCCAGAGUAACGUGUGCCACAGCUUGGAGUACGAGGAGAGAAUAUUCACAUCCCAGAUGUGCCUGAUAAGAAAAGACAUGAAGUCAGUUCAGGACAGACUCCUCAGCGAGAUGCAAGAGGGGGAGCUCCAGAGUGUGAAGAGAGGCAUGCAUGCGUUGUUUUUCCCCUGACGGAGCCAUGAGCUGAACAAAGUCCUGCUAAAGGUCUCUACUGUAUUCUAUUUCUAUGGUCUCUACACUAUAAACAAGGUUAUGUAUUUCAUCACAUGAUGUACACUGCGCUGUGUCCUUCAGCUGGUUUCAGAUUGCUCCAGGUUCUGCUUUUAUUGUACGUGGAUGUUUGGUUUAUUCUGAUGUGUUGUUAUUAGAAAUGUCAUGUUAUUCUGAUAUUUAUUAUUUGAUGAAAUUUAUGAAUUCAAUAAUUUUAAGUGUUCUUUGAAAGUAAGUCCAGGUAUUAAGCUUUUUUGGCUCUGUCAUAUUUUUAAUACAAAUUCCUGAUUUAUUUGUGUCGGUUAGUUAAGUACUGAAAAAAAGACCAAUUAAUUUAAAUUGUUAAAUCUAUCAAUUGUUUUUAAAAACCUCUUCAACCUGAUUGAAAAUAAAACUGUUAA
Molecule: messenger RNA, 5904 nt
Organism: Sebastes umbrosus (honeycomb rockfish)
Lineage: Eukaryota; Metazoa; Chordata; Actinopteri; Perciformes; Sebastidae
Gene: sycp2
Product: synaptonemal complex protein 2
Exons: 50
Coding region: 200-5464 (1754 amino acids)
Source: RefSeq, a predicted model, not a curated record